Molecule: messenger RNA, 4362 nt
Organism: Eubalaena glacialis (North Atlantic right whale)
Lineage: Eukaryota; Metazoa; Chordata; Mammalia; Artiodactyla; Balaenidae
Gene: CACNA2D2
Product: calcium voltage-gated channel auxiliary subunit alpha2delta 2
Exons: 38
Coding region: 196-3684 (1162 amino acids)
Cellular component (GO): voltage-gated calcium channel complex
Molecular function (GO): voltage-gated calcium channel activity
Source: RefSeq, a predicted model, not a curated record
GCGCUGGUCCGGGACCCGGCGCUCAGAGCGCUUCGAGCCAGCGCGGCGGAGAGGUCGCAGCACGCAGCCCGCAGAGGUGCUGCGGCUCGGUCAGCCCCGGAGGCCCCGCGCGAAGAAGGCGGAGGAGGAGGAGAGGCGAUUGCCGCCUGCCGCCCGCGCCCCCUCUCCUCGCGGCGCCGCAUCUUGAAUGGAAACAUGGCGGUGCCGGCUCGGACCUGCGGCGCCUCUCGGCCCGGCCCGGCGCGGACCGCGCUCCGCUGGCCCGACCGCGGCUCGCGGCCCGGCCUCAGCGCCCGGCGGCCGGCGGCCCGGCCCCCGCGCCCGCUGUCGCUGCUACUGCCGCCGCUGCUGCUGCUCCCGCUGCUCGCUGCCCCCGGCGCCUCUGCCUACAGCUUUCCUCAGCAGCACACGAUGCAGCACUGGGCCCGGCGCCUGGAGCAGGAGAUCGAUGGUGUGAUGCGGAUCUUUGGGGGUGUGCAGCAGCUCCGUGAGAUCUACAAAGACAACAGGAAUCUGUUUGAGGUGCAGGAGAAUGAGCCUCAGAAGUUGGUGGAGAAGGUGGCGGGGGACAUCGAGAGCCUGCUGGACAGGAAGGUGCAGGCCCUGAAGAGAUUGGCUGAUGCUGCAGAGAACUUCCAGAAAGCCCACCGCUGGCAGGACAACAUCAAGGAGGAAGACAUCGUGUACUAUGACGCCAAGGCCGACGCUGAGCUGGACGACCCUGAGAGUGAGGAUGUGGAAAGGGGGUCCAAGGCCAGCACCCUACGGCUGGACUUCGUUGAGGACUCAAACUUCAAGAACAAGGUCAACUAUUCAUACACGGCUGUGCAGAUCCCCACGGACAUCUACAAAGGCUCCACCGUCAUCCUCAAUGAGCUCAACUGGACGGAGGCCCUGGAGAACGUGUUCAUCGAGAACCGCAGGCAGGACCCCACGCUCCUGUGGCAGGUCUUCGGCAGUGCCACGGGAGUCACUCGCUACUAUCCAGCCACCCCAUGGCGAGCCCCCAAGAAAAUCGACCUGUACGAUGUCCGAAGGAGACCCUGGUAUAUCCAGGGGGCCUCAUCGCCCAAGGACAUGGUCAUCAUCGUGGAUGUGAGUGGCAGCGUGAGCGGGUUGACCCUGAAGCUGAUGAAGACAUCUGUCUGUGAGAUGCUGGACACGCUCUCCGAUGAUGACUAUGUGAACGUGGCCUCGUUCAACGAAAAGGCACAGCCUGUGUCAUGCUUCACACACCUGGUUCAGGCCAACGUGCGUAACAAGAAGGUGUUCAAGGAAGCUGUGCAGGGCAUGGUGGCCAAGGGCACCACAGGCUACAAGGCCGGCUUUGAGUAUGCCUUCGAUCAGCUGCAGAAUUCCAACAUCACUCGUGCCAACUGCAAUAAGAUGAUCAUGAUGUUCACGGACGGCGGUGAGGACCGCGUACAGGACGUCUUUGAGAAGUACAAUUGGCCCAACCGGACGGUGCGCGUGUUCACUUUCUCCGUGGGGCAGCACAACUACGACGUCACGCCCCUGCAGUGGAUGGCCUGCACCAACAAAGGUUACUAUUUUGAGAUCCCUUCCAUCGGUGCCAUUCGCAUCAACACGCAGGAAUAUCUAGAUGUAUUGGGCAGGCCCAUGGUGCUGGCGGGCAAGGAGGCCAAGCAGGUUCAAUGGACCAACGUAUACGAGGACGCACUGGGGCUGGGGUUGGUGGUGACAGGGACCCUCCCUGUUUUCAACCUGACGCAGGAUGGCCCUGGUGAAAAGAAGAACCAGCUGAUCCUGGGAGUGAUGGGCAUCGACGUGGCUCUGAAUGACAUCAAGAGGCUGACUCCCAACUACACGCUUGGAGCCAACGGCUACGUGUUUGCCAUUGACCUGAAUGGCUACGUGUUGCUGCACCCCAACCUCAAGCCCCAGACCACCAACUUCCGGGAGCCUGUGACCCUGGACUUCCUGGAUGCAGAGCUGGAGGAUGAGAACAAGGAGGAGAUCCGUCGGAGCAUGAUCGAUGGCAACAAGGGCCACAAACAGAUCAGAACACUGGUCAAGUCCUUGGAUGAGAGGUACAUAGACGAGGUGAUGCGGAACUACACCUGGGUGCCUAUAAGGAGCACCAACUACAGCCUAGGGCUAGUGCUACCGCCCUACAGCACCUUCUACCUCCAAGCCAACCUCAGUGACCAGAUCCUGCAGGUCAAGUAUUUUGAGUUCCUGCUCCCCAGCAGCUUUGAGUCUGAAGGACAUGUUUUCAUUGCUCCCAGAGAGUAUUGCAAGGAACUGAAUGCCUCAGACAACAACACCGAGUUCCUGAAGAACUUCAUUGAGCUCAUGGAGAAAGUGACUCCAGACUCCAAGCAGUGCAACAACUUCCUUCUGCACAACCUGAUCUUGGACACGGGCAUCACACAGCAGCUGGUGGAGCGCGUGUGGCGGGACCAGGAUCUCAACACGUACAGCCUUCUGGCCGUGUUCGCCGCCACCGAUGGCGGCAUCACUCGCAUAUUCCCCAACAAGGCAGCUGAGGACUGGACAGAGACCCCUGAGCCCUUCAGUGCCAGCUUCUACCGCCGCAGCCUGGAUAACCAUGGCUAUGUCUUCAAGCCCCCACAACAGGAUGCCCGGUUAAGGCCGCUGGAGCUGGAGAAUGACACGGUGGGCAUCCUCGUCAGCACGGCUGUGGAGCUCAGCCUAGGUGGACGCACACUGAGGCCAGCAGUGGUAGGCGUUAAGCUGGACCUAGAGGCCUGGGCUGAGAAGUUCAAGGUGCUAGCCAGCAACCGUACCCACCAGGACCAGCCUCAGAAGCAGUGCGGCCCCAACAGCCACUGUGAGAUGGACUGCGAGGUUAACAACGAGGACCUGCUCUGUGUCCUCAUUGAUGAUGGGGGGUUCCUGGUGCUGUCAAACCAGAACCAUCAGUGGGACCAGGUGGGCAGAUUCUUCAGUGAGGUGGAUGCCAACCUGAUGCUGGCACUCUACAAUAACUCCUUCUACACCCGCAAGGAGUCCUACGACUAUCAGGCGGCCUGUGCCCCCCUGCCCCCGGGCAACCUGGGUGCCGCACCCCGGGGCGUCUUUGUGGUCCAGGGACAGCAGUGGGAGCCCAUGCCACUCUCUCCACUGCAGCCCACCAUUGCAGACUUCCUUAACCUAGCCUGGUGGACCUCUGCUGCGGCUUGGUCUUUGUUCCAGCAACUUCUCUAUGGUCUCAUCUACCACAGCUGGUUCCAGGCAGACCCCGCAGAGGCCGAGGGGAACCCCGAGGUGCGCGAGAGCAGCUGCGUCAUGAAACAGACCCAGUACUACUUCGGUUCGGUGAACGCCUCCUACAACGCCAUCAUCGACUGCGGAAACUGCUCCAGGCUCUUCCACGCGCAGAGACUCACCAGCACCAAUCUUCUCUUCGUGGUGGCCGAGAAGCCGCUGUGCAGCCAGUGUGAGGCUGGCCGGCUGCUGCAGAAGGAGACACACUCGGACGGCCCGGAGCAGUGUGAACUGGUGCAGAGACCGCGAUACCGGAGAGGCCCACACAUCUGCUUCGACUACAACGCCACGGAAGAUACCUCAGACUGCGGCCGCGGAGCCUCUUUCCCACCGUCGUUGGGCGUCCUGGUGUCCCUGCAGCUGCUGCUCCUCCUGAGCCUGCCUCCCCGGCCGCAGCCUCAAGUCCACGCCCACCCUUCUCGCCGCCUCUGAGUGCCCCCUCCCCCCACCAGGCCUCCCCGCCGCUCCCCUGCUCCCUCGCCCCACACUUCCCGCCUUAGAGCCUCGCCCCCCUCCCACUGAAGGACCUGAGUGCGCCUCGCCCCGAGAAUCUGCGCCUUGGAGUGGGGGGGGGGGGGUCCCGAAGGAGGGCGCCGCGGGUCUUUGGCCCCCAAGCCACGUCUGGCUGCUGAACCGUCAGAGUGUCCCCAGACCCCUCAUUCCCACUGGACUCACCCACCCCGGAGGGCUGGGCCAGGGAGGCCACAGUACUGGUGCCAAACCAGGCCUCCACUGCCCGCCCUGCCCCGAGGCUCCCUUUGUGUGGGAGACCUAGGCCUUGCCCCAGCUGGACUCCUCUAACCUGGCCCUUCUGCCCCACCCAGGACUAAAUUUGGGAAUAAUGGAGGAAAUUGAGAUGGGCAGUUCGAGGCCUGUGCAUCCCAGCUUAAGUCCUGGCAGGAGAGAGGUCCUGGGGCAGCCCCCAAUGAGCUCCUGCCUCUCUCAGGCCUACAGCCUCCUCUCCCUCCCCAAGCCCGGCAGGUGGCAGGACAGUGACAGUGACACCGGCUAAGACUCAACCCCAUACACACCUGGAGCCCUGAGGGCAGAAACUGGACUCGGACAUACCCAGGAGGGCACACACACAAACACAGACGUGCACAGACACAC